AUGGGACGUACAGUAGGUAACAUUUAUGCGCUCACGCUAAACUUUAUUUCGCUUGCAGUUUGCAGCUAUGGACUUUACGAUUCAUUCUUUUCCGAAAGAGUGUUACCACCUCAAUUAUUCGAAGCAGGCCAAUGGCAAUUCUGGACCAACUGGUCGCUCACAGUUACUAUUGCGGUUCUUGCAUUGGGAGUAGUAGCCCAUGCAACCAAGUCUCAGUAUCUUUUUAGAUUGAAGAAUAACAUACACCCAAUUGGUCUUGCUAUGGAAACGGUUGUUACCAUCGUAUAUUGGCCAUUGCGUCUUUUCUUUUUGGCAUUGUUAAUUAAAGAUGACGCACCUAAAAUGGAGCUUCCAAUAUCAACCGAUUUGUCGGUCCAUUUAAUGCCAGUUGUUGGCUUGAUUGUAGACUACUUGGCAUUUAUGCCAAAUUGGACCUUCAAGAGAAGCUCUGCUUUUGGGGUAUGUUGCAUUAUAACCACUUCUUAUUGGUUUUGGUUGCACUAUAUAAUUGACUUGGAAAAGGGCGCUGGGUUUCCCUAUGAGUUUUUGAACCAUCCUUCCGCUUACUUUCGUUUAACAAUUUUUGCUCUAGUUGGAUUGAUCGGACUCAGCCUGGCCUUCCUUUGGCCAAAGGUACAUGCUUGGGUUGCUGGCAAGGAAAAGGAAAAAUAG
Messenger RNA from Dujonia railenensis, 672 nucleotides. NCBI's taxonomy places the organism in Eukaryota, Fungi, Ascomycota, Pichiomycetes, Serinales, Debaryomycetaceae. The record is from the annotation of a GenBank genome assembly.